AUGAGCACCCGUUCCAUGCCUCGUUCACUAAUGCGACGUUCGGUUUUGGGAGAUCAAGGCACUUACGAACUUGAUGAGGCCGACAACAAGUCAACAAAGUCGUCCAAAUCGGCAAGGAAAGGGCGACGGAAGUCGAGAAGUGGAUCGCUAGGUCCAAAUAGUCCAACCCUAAGUCAACGAGAACCUCGAAAAGCCACCGUACCACCGAGACGGCGAGCCUCUCUGGGUACAUUCGAUGCAUCCGGAUUCGCCGAAGCACGACCACGACGAAGCACUGUUGAUGGUCAAAAUAAGAUUCGAAGAGUUCGGAAAAAGUCCAAAGAACCUGUUAUGCCUGCUGACUGUGGCAGUGACGAAGGGUCCAAAAAGUCACGCAAGUCUAAACGAUCCCUGGGCAGUCGCAAAUCAACUGCCAACAGAAGUCGCAGAGCCGUGCUGAGUCAACUGCACGAAGACGAUGACAACAAAAGUCAACGGUCAGUCUCACGGAGGGAUCGGAUUGCCGAAUCCAUGUCGAAUGCCUUGGUAGUGGCAAAUGCCGACAUUCAAAUGCAACAAAGGGUCGAGGCACUGCAGUCCAAGAUUGUCGAACUGAAACAGGAGCAACUGGAUGCUCAAACCGAAGCCAUGAAAUUGAACAAGGAAAAGCGAGAUCUCAAAUUGGAACUGCAACGUUCCCAGACUGUAGUCCGAGAACUAAGAGCGGAUUUAUCCGAAAAAGAUUUGACCGUAAAGGAACGAGGCGAAAAGCUGGAGGCGUUGGAAAAGGCAGUAGAAAGUCAGUUGGACAAGGCUGAAGAUUUGGAGGAAGAACUCAAACGUGCCAAUGGCGAAAUCUUUGGGUUGGAGGACAAAUUGCAGCAAAUGGAAUUGCAACUGACUGCCUUUGAGGCCAGUCCAAGUUCUGGACGAGGAAUCGGCGCUGCACCAUCACAGGAACAGGAAACUGAUUUUGAAUCGAAACGACGAGAACGACAGGAACGGCGGUUGGAGCAAAAGGAAAAGGACCUGGAGGAACGAGAACGAAAGCUGCAACGAUUGCAAGCUGCGGUAAAAUCACAAAAUUCAAUUGGAGGAGGAGGAGGAAGAGGAUCCAGUAGUGGAGACAACAAACAACUGGAACAAGAUAACCGAAUGCUACUGAAAGCAUUGAAUAGAGAAAAGAAAAAUUCGGCGACCAAAAUCGAAGUCAAAGAUGCUGAGAUACAGCGACUGAAUGACAAAAUAACACGCUUCUUGGAGGAACAGGGAGGCGAUUACAAUGCGGAAACAGUGAAAGAAAAUCAAUUGCUAGCAGAGCAACUAGAUGAAGAGAAGCAAAGUCAUGCGGACACUGUUCAAAUAAAGGACGAAAAGAUUAACCAGCUGCAGGUGGAACUCAGAAAACUCCAACUCGAUGGCACCCGAAGCAAUCCCAGAGAAGCCGAGACUUACAAAAAUGAAGCAUUGGAGCUGCGGCGGCAAUUGGAAAUCGCAGAACAACGCAAUCAGCUGCUGGAAGACGAAAUUGACAAUUGGAAGAAAAAGAAUAUUGGUUUGGAAGAUGAACUUACCGAGCUCAAAGCGAGAAUAAACAAAUACGCUGGCCAGGCUGCUAACGAGGCCCUAAACAACUCAAAGUUGUCCAUCGCGUCGGAUCAAAAUUCACAGGAUGGGAUCACUAGUGAUGGAGAAAACUCUUCCAAGAGAGGCAUUGGACAUUUGUGGGGUCGGUCUUCAACGAUGAACCGGCUGAAAAAGUUUGGCAAAGUCCUCAAAAAGAAGGCUGAGGAAUCCAAACACAAGGAGGACGCUGAAGUUGAACCUGAAGACAUUGAUGACACUGGAGGAGUGGUCACUGGAACCUUGGCCAGACCUUCCUUUACAGAUUCCGGGGAUGAGAUCGAUGGCAACUCGAUGGGAUCUGGAGAAGUUAUAAAGCGAAGAAAAAAGAAGAAAAAGAAAAAGGCUGACGGCGACGACGAUGAUGAAGAUGAUGAUGCCAUGUCGACUCAGACUGGCAAGAGUAAGCGACGCAAAAAGAAGAAGAAGAAGAUUAUGGUGGAUGGAGAAGAAGUUAGUGUAGUCUCCAGGAAGAAAAAGAAGAAGAAAAAGAUCAUCGUGGAUGGUGAAGAGGUCAGCGUGGUCUCCAGGAAAAAGAAAAAGAAGCGUCGCCCCAAAGGAGUGGACGACGAUGAGAUUUCAGAAAUAUCGCACACGGAAAGGACCGAAAGGACAGCUCGGAGUGCCUUGAAUGAAGAUUCGACGCGGCAGGAUGGAGAAGAAGCAGAAGACGAGGGAGUAAAGUCGUAUUUCGAGUCGGACCAGGCGGACGAUUCUGAAGCCAAGCCACCUGCUGUCAAAACCGAAGAUAGCAAAUCGAUACCUGCAGCUGUGGACGAUGCCGCUUCAUCCGAUGAUGAUGUAUCCAUAUCAUCGCUAAAGGACGAGACCAAAGAGGAGACAAAGAAUAAAGCACCCGCUCCUCAAGCAGACAGCGAGGACGAUGCGGAAGCCAUGGCGGCUAUUGCUAGCAGAUAUGCCUCAUCAGACGAUGAUUCUUCCAUCGAGCAAAGUGCGAACUUUGCUGCUCCCAAAGAGAAGGAAGACGGGAUUCCAAAGGAGGAAGCUCCAGCCCCUCAGAUGGAUAGCGAGGACGAUGCAGAAGAAAUGGCGGCCAUCGCCCACAGAUAUGCCGCAACUUCAGACGAUGAUUCUUCGAUCGAGCAAAGUGCGCGCUUUCCUUCUGCCAAAGAGAACGGUGAUCAGUCUUCCGAUGAUGUAUCCUUGGGCCCAUCUGUUGACGAUAAUCUAGAGAAAACCCCUGGAGACGACGCAGCGAUUGAAGAGGACCAGAAGGGUAACGACUCGGAUUCCAGUUCGGAUGUGUAUAUGGACGAAAAAAAAGAAACAACACGAGACCUGGAUACCACUGCUGUCAGCGAAGAUGAGGAAGGACAAAACAAGGAUGACGCUUCCGCCACGAGCUCCGAUAUGUACAUGGACGAUGAAGAAAAGGAAACACCAAAGGAAGCAGAACCAACUCUAAAGCCAGGUGCUGCAGAAGUAGACAAGGGUGCUGACUCCGACUCGAGCUCCGACAUGUACAUGGACGAUGAAGAAAAGGAAGCCAAGAAGGAGAUUGAAUCAACUCCAGUUCCUGUCCCGAUUACGAAGGAAGAUGAGGACGCUGGCAGGGAUGAUGGAUCCGAUGCCAGUUCUGAUGUAUACAUGGAGGACGAGGAAAAGGAAGCGAAAAGGGAGGUUGAAUCUUCCCACGAUCCUGCCCCGAUGGCGAGCUCCGCUGCCAAUACGAAACUACUAGCUACUAUUGCGAGACUAGAACAAGAAAAUGAGAAGCUCGAACAAGAACAGGAACGAGUCGUAGUUGAAAGCCAAGGCAUCAAUGAAGAGCUGGAAGAGCUUCGACAAAAGACAGAACAGCUCGAACAAGAUAAGGAAGAAGUUAGCAAGCAGUACUCGCAACUGAAGAAGGACAUUGCCAAUUUGAACGAACAAAAGAACGAUCUCAGUCAGGCCAAUGAGAAGCUUGUGGAAGAAAAGGAACAGCUUUUGGCACAAGGAAAAACUGGUGCGGACGAAGGUGCCGAGAAAACAGGAGAACAGCAGAAACUUGAAACGAGCAUCGACAAUUUGACCAAGGACAAGAAUAAGCUGAGUGAGACAAAUGAACAACUGAUGGAAGAAGUAGAGAGAUUAACGGAAGAGAAUGACGAGCUUGCCGGAACGAAGGAAGUAUUGGAGAAUACAGCUUUCAAGAAGGAACAAGAAAUCGAGAAACUCGAAGUGGAAAAUGAAAAGCUGAAGGAAGUAGAGCGGGAUAUUGCAGAGAAAAAUCAGCUGGUGGAAAGAAAAAAUAAAGAAUUGGAAAGCUUGCGAUUACAGCUUGCCGAAGCGCUGGAAUCAAGUCAGCAACGCAGUCCCGAGGACGAUGGCAGAAGUGACAAAAAGGAUGAAGAGUUGGAACAGCUUCGAGCAGAGAACAUCAAACUCCAAGAGUCUGCUGACAAUUUUAAGUCAGAGAAAGAAAAGCUUGAUGCAACAAUGGUCGAGUGGAACCAACAGUUGGAAGAUGCAGAGACAGAGUUGGAGACUCUAAGAUCCAAAGAAGUAGAGGCAUUAGAAAUUCAACAGCAGCGGGACAAUCUUGAGGAGGAGAUUGAUCAACUUAUGGACGAUUAUGAUAAACUCAAAUCAUCUCUGAAUGCGCAAAAGAAGGAGAACGAAGAUUUGAAGGCAUCAAUACAGAAUUCUGGUGAAGAUCCAGAUGCUAGUGCGAGAAUUGAAGAGCUGGAAGGGGAGCUGAAGGAAAUGUCAGAAGAAAUGGAACAACUACGUGAAGAAAAUGGUUCUCUCAAGGGAAGCUAUCGCGCAAAAUCAGAAAGUGCCCAGAAUAUGGAACAGGAUCUUUCUGUCUUGCGAGAACAGAUCGCACAAUUGACUCAGGAAAACGGCAUCUUGAGGGAGGAAUUAUCCAACACGACUCCAGAUAAGGAAACUACACAGCAAGUUGGUGAGCAGACUGGAGAGUUAGCAACUAUGCAGAAACAGCUGGAUGAUGCUUUGGCAAUGAACGCGAAUCUUGAAAAGCAACUUCGUGCAAAGACAAAUAGCACUAAUGUAAGUGCCGAUGGUGAUCUGGAAACAGAAUACAAUCUCCUUCUGGAAGAAAAAGCGAAACUGGAGGAUGCAAUGGACGAACAGGAUGAUCGUAUGGAUAAACUCGAAGAAGUGAUCAUAACGCAACUGGACAAGCUGGAAGAGUUGGAGAAUACUCUGGUUGCAACCGAAGAUGAAAUGUUUAAGAUGGAGGAAGAGCUAAGGGAACUUAAACAGGGAGAACCACAGCACGAGCAAUACAUGGAAAAGAAGAAGAAGGGACGCACGGCACGCCAAGAGUCUUUGCGAAUGGAUCGCCAGUCAUCGCAAAGGCUUCUCAGCGGGUCAUCUCAUGGCGCUUCGAAAAAGAAUUCACGUGGCAUGGGUAUGAUGAUGGCAGUACCUUCUGAGGCUGACGAGGAUAACUCUGAAGAGUUGCAAAGAGAAAUUGAGAAGAUGAAGGUAACAGUUCAAGUUCUAGAAGAAGAUAACGAAGCACUACGCGAAGAGAAGGAACGACUCAUCAAGAAACACGAAGAGGAAGACAAGAUUCGCGACGAGGAUCUCUUGAUGAUUCAAGAGGACAUUGACAUAAAAUUCAAGAAAUUGGAGAAACAAAACAAAGAGCUUAAAGCCAAGGUGAAACAACUCAAGGAAGAGCUAAAGGCAUCUGGUGGAUCUUCAUCGGCACCUAGCGCGGGUACUCACGGAGAAAACCUUGCAAGAGAACAGCGCAUCAUCGAACUCGAGGAAGAGUUGGAAGCAGCAAGAAAGGUCAUUGAGUUUGAGAAAACAGAUGAAUACCUACAACGGUUGAAGCAAGAAGUCAAGGCAUACAAGGAAGGUCAACGUGACUUGAAGCGGCAACUGCGAGCAGAAAAGGACCAGGCUCGAAAGAAGUUGAGAAAGAAGGAUGAGUCUAUUGAAUUCUUACAGAAGGAAAUGAUCAAGAUGCGCAAAGAGGUUGAAUUCAAACUUUCCAAACAACGCACGCAACGAAAUGCCGCAAAACAAUCCUUGGAUGAUAUCGGCUUGCAAGAGCUCCAAGACCUUGAAGAUGAGAUUGCUCAUUGGAAGGGUGCCAACAUUGAGUUGGAGGAAGACCUUGUAAAAUUGAGGGGUGAAAUUUCGGAAUGGAAGGACAAGGCCAAGAGUGCGGGUUACAGGGAAGAUGGCGAAGAAAGCUCGGAUGAUGACGACAAUGCUUCAGUCCAUAGCUUCCGUAGUCGGCUUUCUCAGCUUUCUAAGCCACUGACCUCAGUAGAAUCGACUGCUGCGGCGUCUAACUUCUUUAAUCGUUCGCCAGGAAAGUUCUCAAGCGGCAAUUCAACUACAAGCGGGGGAAUUGGUCUGGGUGGUUUGUGGAACCGGAUGACAGCUCCACAAGACCAACCGAAUGCAGCUCCAUAUUCGUCGGGGAUGUUGGACGAUUGA
Molecule: messenger RNA, 6033 nt
Organism: Cylindrotheca closterium
Lineage: Eukaryota; Bacillariophyta; Bacillariophyceae; Bacillariales; Bacillariaceae
Source: the annotation of a GenBank genome assembly